Molecule: messenger RNA, 783 nt
Organism: Saxophila tyrrhenica
Lineage: Eukaryota; Fungi; Ascomycota; Dothideomycetes; Mycosphaerellales; Extremaceae
Exons: 1
Coding region: 1-783 (260 amino acids)
Biological process (GO): poly(A)+ mRNA export from nucleus
Cellular component (GO): nucleus
Source: RefSeq, a predicted model, not a curated record
AUGGCAGACUACGCCAAGAAGAAGAACGACGAGCUGGCGACGCUGUGUAAGGAACGCGGCCUUGCUCACACGGGCAAGAAGGCAGACCUUGUGAAGCGACUUGAAGACCACGAUGCUUCAGCGACGUCAGCCACUACGACCACUGCUCCGGCCAUGGACGACGAGAUCGACUGGGACGACGAACCUGCUACCGAAGCCGCAAAGGCAGCUACAAGCCAGCCAGCCGCAGACGCUCUGGAAGCUGGAGGUGUUGGUGUUGAGGUGCCGAACCCACAAGCGGUGCCGAACCAAAUCGUAGCAGAAGACCCAGCUCAAACCGACGACCUCACCGUUGCCGCCGCCCCUACUUCUGAGACACCAGCCGUGGAAGCCAAGGAGCCAGAGAAGGACUACAGCACCGGCCUGGCUGAGCGCACCAUUGACGAAGAAAUCGAGAAGCGCAAGGCUCGAGCGCGCAGAUUCGGCAUGCCCGAGGACACCGACGACAUUAAGGCACUGGAGCGCGCGAAGCGAUUCGGCACGGCUGAUCUGCCAGGCAUGAUGAACAAGGCUCUGCCGACUGCUCACGACAGGAAGCGAGGAAGGCUGGAGGGCGAGGCGGAUGGUGGGAUUCGCAAGAGGAGCCGUGGUCCGCUCAGGGGUAGGGGAAGGCCGGGAAGAGGUGGUGGGCGGGAGAGGACGCCGCAGAGCACCAACUCGGGUUCUGGUGGGUACGCGAGCUGGAUGUCGCAGGCAGACAAGGACGCGGCGGAUCGGAGGAAGGCGAAGUUUGCUACCAGCUGA